Arachis duranensis is the source of this 1105-nucleotide messenger RNA. RefSeq lists its product as uncharacterized. The record is from RefSeq and is a predicted model, not a curated record. The transcript has 5 exons. Bases 1 to 753 code for a protein of 250 amino acids. NCBI's taxonomy places the organism in Eukaryota, Viridiplantae, Streptophyta, Magnoliopsida, Fabales, Fabaceae.
AUGGAAUGGAGAAAUGUUACCCCAACCCUACCAACCCUAACUCCCUUCAACUCUCCAACGGUGCAGCACACACUCCCUCUCUCGUCCCUCCCAUCACCCUCGAGCUGGCCGUUCCUCUCAACACCGGCGAGUUCAAUCCCUCCCUUUCGCUCAGCCGCCGGACUGCUCCUGACGCCGUCGCCGGUUGGAGCUUCGAAGCUCACUCGGUCCCUCACUCAGCUAACGUCUCAGACUCUCAGCAGUAGAAGCACAGUCGCUGGGCUCGCCUCCUGCCUCCGUCGCGUAGCUUUGUUCCUCCGUCGCAAUCUCUGUUCCUGUCUCCGUCGCCAGUUCUGUUCAUGCCUCCGUCGCCAGCUCUGUUCUUCUAGAUCUUCACUACCUAUACAGCUUGUGCGUUGGAGCUUACUGGGUUAUCUUGAUCUUCCUCCAAUAGUUCAUGGUCCUGAACAACAAUAUUGCUUUCUUCUGGCACCUCCGAUGGGUAUGAAUAAAAGACCUGCAAGAUCAAAUUUGUACGAGAUCUGUGCUGCAAACCAUUGGAGGCCCCCUCUAUUUGAAUGUUACAAACAGGAUGGUCCAUGCCAUCAGAUAAUGUUUACCUUCAAGGUUACUAUUGAGAUAGAAGAUGCAUCGAGGAACAUUAUAGAGUGCUAUGGUGCCCCUCGUCGAAAAAAGAAAACAGCCGCAGACGAUGCAGCUGAGGGAGCUUUGUGGUACCUAAAGAAUAUAGGCUAUGAGAUGAAGAACCAAUAAAACAAUAUGUUAUUGGAUAUCAUCAACACUCAGUCACUCAUGGCUUCGCAUGCCCCCAAAUUCAAUUCAUUCGGUGAUGCUCUCUAGACUCGGUUGCCAAAUCUCAGGAGACCAUGCUUUCUUAGGAGAUUCCCUACAGUCAUUUCCUGUCGAAUAUUGCAUCCUUCUGCUAGUAUUAAGAAAAUAUAGGGAUUAAUUUUUAAUUUGUAAAUAUUACUUAAUUUUUUUUAAUUUUAAAAUUUGUUAUUUUGUGGAAGAUAUAGGAUAUAAUGUUUAUAAUUUAAAAUUUAUGAUUAAAAAUAUAUGAUUUACAGAAAAUAAAUCUCUUUUAUUUUUUAUUUUAAUUAUUUUA